CCAGUAGUGGACAAGGAUUUGAAAACUGAAAACAAUUGUGGACAAAGUGCUGGGCAUUGUAAAAAAAAGAAAAAAAGCUACGUAAGAUUACACUGAUUUAGUGAUGAGUGUACAGCAGUCGCUGAAAAACGCAAAGAGAAUGUUCAGAAAGCUUAUCACGUCCUUCCUAGCGGUUCUUGUUUUCACCAUCGCCUCGUUACUGUACAGCGGAACCUUUGACAUCCGCUCAUUGAACAUGGACAUCGCAGAUCAGGCGGAGGAAACACCUGUUGUCUUAUCGAAUGAUUUCGUCACUGAAUUCCGUCGAGACUUCGCUGAAUUCCCGACUGCCACGGCGUCCUCUUCGCCCGAGACGGAGUUCCUUUUGACCUCUGCGGAGUUAGAGGACUCUGACUUCGCCUACUGCACAUGCUCACUCUCCUCCAUGAGCUAUGCGGAUCUAUAUGAGGAACAGCUGAGCUCUACCAUCCCGUGGAUGAACCUCACCACCAGACAGGCGCUGGAGAAGCAGCAUCCCAACUUCCCUGUCAAUUUGCUCAAAGACUUGGAUGAGAAGUGGUGUAGCCUGUUGCCUCUGCCCCAUCUGAUAAAGUGGCGUAAUAUCUACUUCCAGUCUAUGAAGGUCUCCAACACCACUUUCCUGCUCUACUCGGCUUUCUUUGAUAACCGAGAACUCACAGAUCUGCGGCCCUGCAUCCGGAUAGUGGCGUACGCGAGAACAAAAUAUCCUGACGUUCCCUGGUGUUACAUCUGGUUCAACUCUACGGGGCCGCCCGUCGUCUCUCGCGUCGCCAGAACAGAAUACUUGGACUGGCAGGGAAGGUCAGAGACGCGGCAGAUGACCUUCCUGCUGACGUGCCCGAUACCCAAGGCCGAGGGUCACACUGUGCCCCUGGCUGUGUCUGUCAUCGCCCGGCCUUGUAUGACAGCAGGCACCUUAUUACAGGUGACGGGAGCGAUGGAGCGAAACGCAACGACGGCUUUCGAGGGAGGCGCGCCGGCGAGGGGAAGAGCGAGGACGCCGGGGAAAGAGGGGGGCGGGCGCUGGAGCGUGGCGGUGUGCGGGCCGGCGCUGUACUACUUCCACGAGGACUUCUCCGUGCGGAUGGUGGAGUGGCUGGAGGUCCUGCGGGCGCAGGGCUUCGCCAGGGUGUUCCUCUCGGUGACCGACGUCCACCCGAACCUGGAGAGGGUCCUGCGCUACUACGAGGCCCGAGGCUUCGUCGGGAUUGUGCGCUUCUCCUACCCGGAGCCCUACGUCAACGAGCCCAGCAUCCGCAGGGGCGGGCGCUGGAGCGUGGCGGUGUGCGGGCCGGCGCUGUACUACUUCCACGAGGACUUCUCCGUGCGGAUGGUGGAGUGGCUGGAGGUCCUGCGGGCGCAGGGCUUCGCCAGGGUGUUCCUCUCGGUGACCGACGUCCACCCGAACCUGGAGAGGGUCCUGCGCUACUACGAGGCCCGAGGCUUCGUCGGGAUUGUGCGCUUCUCCUACCCGGAGCCCUACGUCAACGAGCCCAGCAUCCGCAG
Messenger RNA from Penaeus indicus, 1527 nucleotides. RefSeq lists its product as uncharacterized. The transcript has 9 exons. Gene Ontology annotation, molecular function: glycosyltransferase activity. Gene Ontology annotation, cellular component: cytoplasm. The annotation marks the transcript as partial. Lineage: Eukaryota; Metazoa; Arthropoda; Malacostraca; Decapoda; Penaeidae. The record is from RefSeq and is a predicted model, not a curated record.